Messenger RNA from Zasmidium cellare ATCC 36951, 804 nucleotides. RefSeq lists its product as uncharacterized. Lineage: Eukaryota; Fungi; Ascomycota; Dothideomycetes; Mycosphaerellales; Mycosphaerellaceae. The coding region runs from base 1 to 804 and encodes 267 amino acids. The transcript has 6 exons. The record is from RefSeq and is a predicted model, not a curated record. Gene Ontology annotation, molecular function: oxidoreductase activity. Gene Ontology annotation, cellular component: cytosol.
AUGUCUCUCAAGGGCAAGAACGUCGUUUUGACAGGAGCGUCCAUAGGGAUAGGCCUCAGCAUCGCCCACAAGCUGGCCAAAGAAGGCGCCUCGAUCGCCUUGUUGUCUCGCUCAGAAGACAAGCUGAAAGCACUUGCAGAAGACUUGAGCAACACGUACCAAGAAGGAAAAUUCGCCCCUUACGCAGUCGAUAUCUCAAACUACACAGCAGUGGAAUCAGCAAUCACAUCAGUCGUCGAUAAAUUCGGCACGAUCGACAUCCUCAUCAACAACGCCGGCCUCGCCCUCGGCGCCCCCUCCCCCUUCCACGACCUCUCCAUCUCCCAAAUCGACACCAUGAACGGCACAAACGUCUCCGGCCUAAUGUACACCACACACGCCGUCCUCAACAAAUCCAUGCAUCCCCGCCGACAAGGAACAAUCCUGAACAUAACCUCCGUGACCGGUCUCGAAGUCCCUCCUUUUCCCGGCGAGGCGGUCUAUCACGCCAAUAAGGCUUUACAGGAGGCUUUCACGAAUGCGCUGAGGAAUGAGUUGUCGGAGACGGAGAUUAGGGUUCUGGCGUUGAGGCCCGGGUGCGUGGCGACGAAUUUUCAUGCGCAGAGGGUGGCGUUCGAUAGGGAGAUGUAUGAGAGGUUUUUUGAGGGAUUUCAGCCAUUGACUCCAGACGAAGUCGCCGACUCUGCCAUCUACCUUCUGCAACAACCUCCACAUCUUUCUGUCAAGGCACUUGAUCUUGUGCCUACCCCACAGCGCAGCUUGAACGUCUUCGAUCGAAAAUGGAACGAGCGUCACAAUCAGUAG